GUGUACUUAUUCAUAAUUAAUGGUAUUUUGAGUCAGUGUGGAAAACUUUAGAGUGCCAAAUGGCUCAGUUUGCUGCCCGUGAAAGCGGAGAGAGUGUAUUUUUAUCCGACUGGUUACUUUUUUUAAAUGUUUAAACUGAGUUAUUCAACGUUCAUAGAAGAAUUUAGCAUCGUCUGAAAAUUCUUACGGUAUUUUUUCCCAGCGAAACAGUGUUAUUACGUCAUUUUAAAAUGGAUCUCUCGGUUUUUAGUGUUAUCAAAUCAUGACUCGAGCUUAUCAAACGUUUCGGUACCGGUUUCAAAGCGGGAUAACGAAUACUUUCUGUCGGCAAGUUUUAAAAGUGCUCAGUUUAGUAAAGAUGUGAUAAUUUCACGUUCCAACACAUUUUUCUGGAAAGCUUCUUUCACUACUCGGCGGACACCUGCGGUUGAAAGUUAUUGAAUUGAUUCAUUACUCUAGUGUGCUCGCAUACUACUUGGGAAAAUGAAAAAUCUACAGUUCCAGGUCGGAACUUUGGUGUUGCGAACAGCCUGCUUGUGCUUGGCUGCUAGCGCUGUCACAGCCGAAAAUGAGCGUCCUAUCAUCGGAGUUAUCGCCCAAGAGACGACAGAAGCCAUGGAAUCCACCUUCCCUGCCUACGGCUCCUUCAUCGUUGCAUCCUACGUCAAAGCCAUCGAAAGUUCCGGGGCUAGAGUCGUGCCAAUUCUGAUUGGGCAAACCGACGAAUAUUAUGAGGAGAUGUUCCAAGCCAUAAACGGCUUAGUUAUUCCUGGAGGGGCAGCAGAAUUCAACGGGACAAAUAACUACUACUCUACUAGUAGGAAAAUGUACCAACUAGCUCUGAGGGCAAAUAUGGAUGGUGACUACUUCCCAAUCCUUGGCGUCUGUCUUGGUUACGAAGUGAUCUUGACAUUUGCAAAUAAUGAAAGAAGAAUCCGAAAAGAAUGUCAAGUAAAAAAUGUCAAUUUGCCUCUUGAGUUCGUGCCCGGCUUUCAAAACAGUUCUCUCUAUCGGGAUGCAUCAGAUGAGGUUAUCAAAACGCUGCACACCAAAAAUGUCACGGUCAACUGGCAUAAGUGGUGCGUAUACCCGGCCGAUUUAAUGCAAGCAGGACUUUAUGAUUGGCGGAUUUUGAGCGUCAGCACCUUCGCAACCAAUUUGUCCUCGAAUCCUUUCAUCUCAUCUAUUGAGCACACGCAGCUUCCUUUCGCUGGUAUCCAGUUCCACCCGGAAAAAGUCAGCUUCGAAUGGAGUAUUAAGAAAAACUACCCACAUUCUUCAGAGGCCAUUCAGGCAAGUAGGCACUUCUAUGACUGGAUAGUGAAGGAAGCCAGGAAAAGCGAUCAUUAUUUCUCCAACUCAUCACUCGAAUACGACUCGCUCAUCUACAACUACAACCCAACUUACACGGAUAAGUCCAGACCUCCUUACACGCAGAUGUAUCUUUUCGAGAAACCAGAGGACCCUUCUCGAGCACCAACGUGGAGACGAUGAAAAAAAAAAUUAAAAAAUCCACGUUAAAUUAGAUCAGCAGAGUAUUCCACUCCUCGAUCGGUAUAUUUCGAGUAGCAUCCAUGUUUUAAACUAAAAGUGAUCUCGAGGAAAUUUUACAAAGCUCGAUUCAUUGGCAUUGAAAAAGAGCUCUUAAGUGAAAAAUCGAAGGUGUCAAUUCUACCGUGCGAGGGAAGAACGCCUUACGAACAUCCGAUAGUUGCCAAAUUUACUUCGAUAAAAUGUUUAUUUUUUAGGAAAGUUAUGAAUAUUUUUCCUUUAAAUUUUCAGAAUCUUAAGGUGAAAUAGCGAACAAAAUUAUCUGAAAAUUUGGAGGAAAAAUAUUCAAAAGUUUACCAAGAAAUUUGCGUUUUAUCAAAGGAAGUUUGGCAAUUCUUGAAGGCUCAUACGGCGUUUUUUCUUAGCACGGCAGAAUUAGCGAGAAGCUCCAAAAUCAGUGAGAAGAAGCCGUGCAAUCUGAAAAGCUGGACUCCAUGAUGGGUUGCAUUUGGAAAAUCCAAAAAAAGCCUGAAGAUCGAAAAUGUUGUUGACUUCUAGAAAGAAAGCACCACACCGAAAAUUAUAUUAUACAAGAAACGAAAGAAGUAAUUUAUGGUAACGCGCUUCAGACGUGAAUCAAGAGAAAAGGCCCACAAAAUGAGCAGGGUUAUGAACCCUGAUUUAUUACGUCACUUUGAGAUGACGUGCUCCAAUAAUCUGAGAAACCAUCGAGAGGAAAUGCUCAUCCUGCAUUGAUAUGAAAUAAGAAUUUGAGAAAAAAUUUGAAAAUGAUAAAAAAGCUGAGACUUGAAAGAGUGAGACAUGAAUGAGCAGGACUGUAAUAUAUGUAAAUAGGAAAGGUAUGUGAGUAAUAAAGCUUGACUUUUUCUUUAGGUUUUUGAUGGAA
Molecule: messenger RNA, 2398 nt
Organism: Bemisia tabaci
Lineage: Eukaryota; Metazoa; Arthropoda; Insecta; Hemiptera; Aleyrodidae
Source: RefSeq, a predicted model, not a curated record